AUGCCUUCUGGUGCCAUCGUCACCCUCGUCGAUUAUUGCGCCCUCUCGCCCGAAUCAUCGCGGACAUUGCCCGCUCUCAUUCGCCGCCCCAAUAUCGCAAACCCCAUCCUCGAUCGGCUCGACAGGCCAGCUCGGGGCGGGCGGGCGGACGGCCUGGUCCUCUUUUCCCGCCCUUUGCAUGAGGGGGCGUCCCUCUCUGCGGAGAGAGCUGAGGGUAUUGACGGCUGCAACCCGCCGGCCGAGAAGCUGGCGAUGGGCCUUGAAGAAGGGGACAUGGAGAUGUACGUCCCGCACUACUCAGAGGCCGAGGACAGCUAG
Molecule: messenger RNA, 318 nt
Organism: Colletotrichum higginsianum IMI 349063
Lineage: Eukaryota; Fungi; Ascomycota; Sordariomycetes; Glomerellales; Glomerellaceae
Exons: 2
Coding region: 1-318 (105 amino acids)
Source: RefSeq, a predicted model, not a curated record